AUGAUCAAUAGGACCGAAAUAUUAUUGGUAUCCGGCGCCAUCUCCAACAGUUUAGAAAAAUAUAAACCGAUGAAACUGGAGGGGAAUCCUCUUGUACUUACGCAAGACGAUAAGUUAAGGAGGUUCUGGCGCUGUGACUUGGGAACAGUUAUACAAACAAUCAAAAGGGUAUUCCGGAAUAAACCAACUUUGACCACACCAUUGUUGGAACAAUUAUACAAAAGUGUAAGCCAUCAGGGGGAGUCAACUUUGUCAACGGUAAACCUACAGAAAUAUUUGCACAUCGAUAACAGGGAGCCAAUAAUAGUUUUUUGGAAUGGGACGACAGAUUUAACAAUUAUAAAAAGAUUAAGGUUAAGAGGUAUUUUAGCAAUUUUAAAUAUAACAGCAUAUAGCGAUAGGAAUAAUGACGAAUUCAAUUUAAAACUAACUAAUAUAGAAACAAAGGAAACCUUAUAUUCAGGGUACAUAGGAAAACUUAAUAAAAACGGCAGAAUGUUAAACUUAAUAGAAGCACAUGGAUUGGUGUGCAAUACAAAUCACCAUAUCACGCAUUUUCACGAUCCAAUUGCUGACGUAAUUUUAACAAAAUGCGUUUUUGACUAUGUAGUCGCGAAAAUAAGACCUAUAUAUUUAUAUAGACUAGCGUUUCAUAAGGAACCUGAACCACAAUAUAAUUACGAUAAUUAUGUUUUCGAUCUUAAACGCAUUAUGCAAGAAACGCAAAAAAUAGCUAGGAAAAACCUUAUUCAAAAAAAGGAAGCUAACAAAGAAUAUUACGAUAGAACUAUGAACGCCAUCGACCUACACGUGGGCGAUAAAGUGUUAAUUAAGGAACAGAAUAAAAAGAACGCGCUUAGUUUAAAUUGGUUAGGGCCAUUCGAAGUUCUAGUGAAACAACACAUUUUCAUUAAGGAACUUAGUACGGUAAUCGGGUUCCAACAACAUAAUCUUAACGCUUUAUAUCAUGACGAAAUACCAAGUUGUUUGAUAUGUCAUAUCGACACAGCAAACAAUAUGACUAAUACGGUUUCUGUUGUUAAGCAUGAAGUUUUCUUUUUCUAA
Molecule: messenger RNA, 1065 nt
Organism: Metopolophium dirhodum (rose-grain aphid)
Lineage: Eukaryota; Metazoa; Arthropoda; Insecta; Hemiptera; Aphididae
Exons: 3
Coding region: 1-1065 (354 amino acids)
Source: RefSeq, a predicted model, not a curated record